Messenger RNA from Naegleria gruberi, 1131 nucleotides. RefSeq lists its product as uncharacterized. Bases 1 to 1131 code for a protein of 376 amino acids. NCBI's taxonomy places the organism in Eukaryota, Heterolobosea, Eutetramitea, Acrasida, Naegleriidae. The record is from RefSeq and is a predicted model, not a curated record. The transcript has a single exon.
AUGUCAAAAGUUUGUUUGCUUGUUUUUUUCGUGGUCUUGGCAGGUCUUGUCUGUUGUGUACAAGGAGCAAUUCAUCUUUUACCACCACAAUCAUCUUCUUCUACCAGCUUUUCAACAAUUUCCACAAGAAAUGUCAACCAAAAUGUAGGGCCCUCUGGUAAUACUAAUUAUAUCAACUUGACAGGUGUCAUUGCAGGUUCAAUCUCAGGUUUAGUCUUUCUAGUCGUCAUCUUACCAACAAUUGUUGCUUGUUCUUUAAUGUGUGUACUUGUAUGUGUGACUGAGGAGAAAGUAGAAGAAAGAGAGUUGGAAUCUCAGAAUCCGUUUAAUCUUCCAUCAAGUGUAAUUUCUGGUGAAUUUGUGAAUGGAACAACAUUGUAUGAUGUUAAUUAUGCUGACUGUGCCGUUUUUCUUUUUUGGGUUGUGACUUGGUUAUUCAGAAAAUUGACUUGUGGCAUUUUCGAUUCACUUUUAAUAUUGAGAAGUACUAGAUUUCGUGUCAGAAAAAUGUUAGUCGGAAAUAGAAGAUUAGACUUGGACAUUUCAGAUAAUUGCUGUCAUAUUCCAUUCCUACAUUAUUUGAAUAGUGCAUUGAAUGUGUACACUUGUGGUUUGUGGAGAGUUUUCGGCUUGACUCAUCGUUUCUAUUAUAGAAAAAUCGAUGAUAGAAUCUUUUGGAAACCAAUCGAAAGUUCAUCUCAACCCAAUCAAGCUAUUCAAUGGGUUGGUUUUGAUGAAAAACCUGGCAAACAUCAAUUUACCUGGUUUAGUAUCUAUUGUGGAUGGAAGACCGAAUUAAUGUAUUGGUUCCUGAAGAGAAUUGUAAAUGUUUUCACAUUAUUCUUUGGCGAUGCAUUUAUUGAAGCUUGGUAUUUGAGAGAAAAGAUUAAGUAUGCUAAAUUUGGUGGUAAGGGAAGUUUUGCAGUGAUUCAAAAUGGUCAACCAACUUCAUUUAUUUCUGGCUCUCCAAUGAAUUUGACAUUCCAUUCAAUUCUGGAUGGUUGUUCCUAUUUGGGAAGAUUGCUGUUGUAUAGAUUUUUGUGGAUUAUCACAUGUGGAUUGUUUGGAUGUUGUUCAGGUGAGAGUUUUAUUCUUUCAUAUAUUGAUGCACAUUUGGUAUUGAAUAGAUGA